AUGAGUAUGAAUGAGAAAGAACGAAAAGAAUUAAAGACGAUAGGUUUUAGCUUACCUGAAAGAGGAUCAAUAUUUGACUAUUCUAGUUUCAUCAAAAAUUUAGAUUAUUUUGAAAUGCUAAAUAGUAUUGUUGAUUGGACAUUAGAAAAUCAUUUACAUAUUACGAAUGAAAACAUACAAGAAUAUUUUUAUCAAAGAGAUAUCGAAAAUACGAAGAACGAGAGUAAUAUUGAUGGAUUAAUUCAUUCAAUCACAUUUUUUUUAAUGAAAAUGCUUGCAAAUCAUAAUGCUAAAAUUAUUAGUCUUAAAUUAAUACCAUCUACUAUUAAUUAUUAUGUUAGAGGCGAUAAUUGUUAUUAUUCAUUCAUUGACCAAAAUAAAUGCUUAAUUGAAAAUUUAAGACAUUUAGAAGUUGAUACCGGAUUUUGUAAUGAUUUGUUUUUAAUUUCUCUUUCUAAAAUAUCUGAUAAUUUGAAAUAUUUACAUGCCUCAACAGAUAAUAUUAGAAUAACAAAAUCGCAAAGUAAUAUUAGAUCACAAGCAACUACAGCUGCUUUAAAAUAUUUGAUAUCAUCACAACAAAACUUAGAAUCAUUAAAAUUAUCAGAAUCAUUAAUUAUUAAUUGGUGUUGGGGAUUUGGUAAUAAGGAAGAAGAAAAUAAGAUUCUACAUUUUAUUAAUAAUACCCAAUUUCCUAAAUUAUCUAAGAUUAUUAUUAAAGGUCUUUGUCCAAAUAAUAUAAGAAAAUGGGCUGAAUCUUAUAAUGAUUAA
This is a messenger RNA of Funneliformis geosporum, 771 nucleotides long. Lineage: Eukaryota; Fungi; Glomeromycota; Glomeromycetes; Glomerales; Glomeraceae. The record is from the annotation of a GenBank genome assembly.